AUGGACCUUAUUCCCUUUGAUGUACAGCAAAAGCCAAAAGAAAUUGAUAGAUUGUUGAUGACCGUAUUGGCACUUUAUUUGUUAGCCCUUUGUUAUUUUAGUCAUGAUACUUUGAUGUCGGUCUUGUCAAACUUAACACCCAUCCUUGCAUCCACCGUCACACCUCCUUCUAGCCCUACCAACACGACAUCCCUAACGUCACCAAUGAAACCAACCUUCACGCCAACCUUCACGCCUGCCUAUGCACCUACAAUCGCACUUGUCACUACACACGAUGCCGCUUUUAUCUAUACUGAUAAUGCCGAAUUUGUUGUUGACAAUAAUUGUAUGCUAUAA
Molecule: messenger RNA, 336 nt
Organism: Mucor mucedo
Lineage: Eukaryota; Fungi; Mucoromycota; Mucoromycetes; Mucorales; Mucoraceae
Exons: 2
Coding region: 1-336 (111 amino acids)
Source: RefSeq, a predicted model, not a curated record